AUGUCUACAGUCACGGGAAUGCUCAGCCGGCUCCAGGGCCAGCCCGAGAGCUACGACAAGAAGGCCAAGUACCGAUUCGGUCGAACCCUCGGCGCAGGCACCUAUGGUAUUGUGCGAGAGGCAGAUGGUCCAACGGGCAAGGUGGCCAUCAAGAUCAUCCUAAAGAAGAACGUCAAGGGCAAUGAGAGAAUGGUCUACGACGAGCUGGACAUGCUCCAGCGCCUCAAGCACCCACACAUUGUUCGAUUUGUGGAUUGGUUCGAGUCGAGGGACAAGUACUACAUUGUGACGGAGCUCGCUACUGGCGGAGAAUUGUUCGAUCGCAUUUGCGAGCAGGGCAAGUUUACGGAAAAGGACGCCUCCCAGACCAUCAAGCAGGUCCUGACCGCCGUCGACUACCUGCACCGUAACAAUGUCGUACACAGAGACUUGAAACCUGAGAAUCUACUCUAUCUUAGCAAGCAGUCCGACUCGGAUCUGGUGCUUGCCGAUUUUGGUAUCGCAAAGAUGUUGGAUACCAAGGACGAGGUGCUCACAACCAUGGCUGGUUCUUUUGGUUAUGCGGCGCCAGAAGUCAUGCUCAAGAAGGGCCACGGCAAGCCUGUCGACAUGUGGUCCAUGGGCGUCAUCACUUAUACCCUCCUCUGCGGUUACUCUCCUUUCCGAUCCGAGAACCUUCAGGAUUUGAUUGACGAGUGCAGCAACGCACAGGUCGUCUUUCACGAGAGAUACUGGAAGGAUGUCAGUGACGACGCAAAGGAGUUUAUCCUCCAUCUGUUGCAGCCCAAGCCCGAGGAUCGAUGGACAAGCCAGCAAGCACUGAGCCACUCGUGGCUGUCGGGCGAGAGCGCAACGGACCACAACUUGCUGCCCGAGAUCAAGGCGUACAUGGCCAAGGCCCGCCUCAAGCGCGGAAUCGAAAUGGUCAAGCUGGCCAACCGCAUCGAGGCGCUCAAGAUGCAAGAGGACGACCCAGAGAACCCCGAUUUCCCGGCCGACAGCAAGGACGCUGCCGCCGAUGCCGCCGCCGCCAACUCUUCCGACCCGCCCCGCGAGAAGAAGUCGCUCAGUCGUAUUGCCAGAGGCGCCAUCUUCCGCGAGAUUGUGCUGGCCAAGGUGCGGGAGAUGAAGGAGCAGGAGCAAACCCUCAAGGUCAAGGAGGAGGCCGAGAAGGAGGCAAAGAGGAGAAGCUUUACUGGAGCUUAG
Molecule: messenger RNA, 1206 nt
Organism: Pestalotiopsis fici W106-1
Lineage: Eukaryota; Fungi; Ascomycota; Sordariomycetes; Amphisphaeriales; Sporocadaceae
Product: Calcium/calmodulin-dependent protein kinase
Exons: 3
Coding region: 1-1206 (401 amino acids)
Biological process (GO): cellular response to oxidative stress; protein phosphorylation
Molecular function (GO): ATP binding; calcium/calmodulin-dependent protein kinase activity
Source: RefSeq, a predicted model, not a curated record